UCCGGCUUCUCUCUCGCCAUUGGCUGGAAGCACCUUCGCUCCUUUCACGUGACGGAGAGAGUUACGGAAGGGAGGCGGUGUGUUAGUUCUGUCCCACUAGGGCCACCGUCCGCUCGCGCCCGCUCGGCCCAGAAGUGUCUGUGUGUGGGGAGGCGGUGGCGCGGCUUGGUCGCGGGCAGCGGCCAUGAGCAAAAGGAACCAGGUCUCCUACGUGCGGCCGGCCGAGCCCGCCUUUCUUAGCCGCUUCAAGCGGCAGGUCGGGUAUCGGGAGGGGCCCACGGUGGAAACCAAGAGAGAGCAGCUUCCACUUGCAGAUGGUGAUAGUGAGAACGGCAGUGACAAUGAAGAUGAGCAGCCUCAAGUGGUAACACUGAAAAAAGGGGACUUGACUGCUGAAGAAGCAAUGAAAAUUAAACAGCAAAUCAAAGAGGCCUUAAAGUCAAAUGAAUCAGGUGGUGAACCAGAGCCUGCUGAUGGAAAAAUUGUGUUCAGGAAGCCAGCCAAACGUUCAUCAGAGAAGUUUUUGGACUUCAAUGUAAGUUCAAGUAAGAAGAUGAAAGCGGCAAAGAAAACUAAGAGAGAAGCAACUACUCCUCAGAGUACAGCUAAGCAAAUAAAAAAUAGCAGUCUUCUCUCAUUUGAUGAUGAGGAAAAUGAUGAUUAGGAGUUGUAUUUUUUUAUAUUUUACUUACCCUUCUAGGGAUCUGAAUAAGAUUGAAGGUUUUCCUAGAAAUUGAAGCAUGGUAUCUGAGUCUUCUCUUACUUUGUUAACAGUUCAACUAGAGA
Molecule: messenger RNA, 786 nt
Organism: Haliaeetus leucocephalus (bald eagle)
Lineage: Eukaryota; Metazoa; Chordata; Aves; Accipitriformes; Accipitridae
Product: KIAA1143 ortholog
Exons: 3
Coding region: 185-664 (159 amino acids)
Source: RefSeq, a predicted model, not a curated record